Molecule: messenger RNA, 438 nt
Organism: Oppia nitens
Lineage: Eukaryota; Metazoa; Arthropoda; Arachnida; Sarcoptiformes; Oppiidae
Product: L-amino acid N-acyltransferase MnaT-like
Exons: 2
Coding region: 1-438 (145 amino acids)
Molecular function (GO): acyltransferase activity, transferring groups other than amino-acyl groups
Source: RefSeq, a predicted model, not a curated record
AUGAAUGUUAAGAUCAGGGAUGCAUUGGCCAGUGAUUUGACAGCCAUUAACGAUAUCUACAGUCACUAUGUAUUGACAACAACGGCAACUGCACAGGAAAUACCCGAUCAGUUACAUCAACGGCUUGAAUGGUUUCGGCAACUGUCGGAAAAAGGUUUACCAAUACUAGUGGCCGAACUGUUGGACGGCAACGGCGGCGGCGGUAAUGGCCAAGUAGUAGUCGGUUGGGGAUCAAUGAGUUUGUUUAACGAUCGGUCCGGUUAUCGGUAUUGUCUCGAGGACUCAGUUUAUAUACAUAAAGAUUAUUUAUCUCAAGGUUUCGGUAGUAAAUUGAUGGAUGAGCUACUAAGCAGAGCCCGAUCAGCCGGUUAUCGGCAAUUGUUGGCCAAAAUAAGUGGCGAACAAACGGCUAGUAUUAGAUUUCACGAUAGUUUUUAG